Messenger RNA from Pocillopora meandrina, 2432 nucleotides. NCBI's taxonomy places the organism in Eukaryota, Metazoa, Cnidaria, Anthozoa, Scleractinia, Pocilloporidae. The record is from the annotation of a GenBank genome assembly.
GUCCUGAUGCAUUGUUCGAAUCAAGAGCAUAUCUUGCCUACGUGAGGUUUGAGGAAAGUUUACCUUUAACUUUUGAUGAAAGGAUUAAAUCAUGACACGCAGCAAACAAUAUCUCUGUUUAUACAGACCCCUGAUAAUACAAUGCUUGCUUACUAGUUCUUGUUUAAGUCAACUUACCAAGAGGCUUAACCCCUUCAUUGACUCUUUCUCUAUGCUGUAGGUUUUAAUGUUAAAUUAAAUGAAGUAGUUUCUCCUAAUCCAGCUCUAAGUCACGAAAAAAAACCUUUUGUCAUUCAAACACUUUGAGGUCUGUCUUGUCCAUCUCAAACCAAAAUCCCUCCUAAUUACAACCUUGGGAUCUAAAUACCUCAAAGACGGUUUUUUUUCUUUUUUCAUCAAAAAUUCUCUUUGGUGGUCUGAUUUAGGUAAUAACAUUUUCUUUUAUUUGCAUUGAUAGCGCUUAUCCAAUCGCAAUCGGUUUAUGCUUCUUGACAGCAAAAGGUCAGGGCACGAAAUUUCUUAUCCAAAUUGGUUAAUGACGCGACAAAACUCAGAAACUAAAUUUAGACGAGGUAAAAGACGCACAAAAAGGUUACAUGGGCCAUGCCAACAAAUAGUCUCAGACACUCAAUCGCAUUUGCAUCAAUCCUGCACGCAAUCGAAGUUUUAUACUUUUUUCUACUUCCUCGAGCGGAAUGAAGUCUCUUCACUUCCUUUUGCUCUUUGCCUUGGUUGAAACCUCCCCUGUUCCUGAAUUAACAUCGGUGAGUUAACGUAAGCGCAUUGUCACAUAAAACAGUCUCGUUACUCACUCAUACGUACGUGUUCAUGUUGUCAAUGGAUAGACGCCGUGGCCUCAUUAGCAGCUGACCCGGCUCUGCACGAUUCAGUUGCAGUGAGCAGUUUGGCGAUUUGAAGCUUAGACAGGGUUCCUAACGUAUGUUAUCACUGGAAGAAUAUUUUAAAACUUCAAUGGACUGCGUAGCUUCGAAAGCUCAUGUUGCACAAAGGAGCUAGAUUGAGGAACAAGCGAUUUUUUCUUUUCCUUUCUGUUUGUUUGUCAUUUUUGUUGUUGUUAUUGUUGUUCUGCGUUUUAAGGCGAGUGGGGCAAUAUUCCGGGAACGCAUCAGGCGUAAAUCACGUGCUGGAAAAAAAACGAAACAUACGCAUUAAAAUGAGAAAGGUUCUUCUACUCGUGUUUCACUGAAACGCAAGUAGAACUUCCUGUUUUUCUAACGUUUGCCUCUGCGUGACUUCAAAACGUGCCAGCGGAGCUAAGAAUGCAGUGCGCAGCGAGAAGAAUAGGCAGGACUUUUACCCAUGGGAAAUGAUCUGUGCGACCGUUACAUCACGUACCUUCGCUUUCGCUGAAAUCGUUCAAAACUGAUUCAAUAUUACCUUCGGCCGACCAAGCUAAUAAAAUCUUGAACUAUACGCUAAAUGAGCCCUCUUUAAUAGCGCUUUGGAGAGGGCAUUUCUUCGGCCGCGAAUAAUUUUGAGGCUUUCAGAAGUGCUAGCUGGCGUGAGGUCAGCAAGCGGACUUGCACCGAUCAUUAUUAGUCGCCAACAGAUUAAUCGUUCCACAUACGAGGGCUUUUUUGCAUACGUUUGAAACAAUCCUAUUGGUCUCUCGCAUGCAAUAAUAUAGCCAAAAAGUUUUGAAGUAUUGAUUACUGAUCGAGAAAACCUCUAAAGAAAACAUUUCGCAUUACUUUUUGUUUUAUUUUACACAGCCGCUCCUUCCCAAAUCUUGCCUGGAUUAUUUACAACAAGGGAUGACUCAGAAUGGUUUCUAUGUCCUAGUUGAUAACCAAGGCCAUCCAUACAUGACUUACUGUGAUCUGUCAUACGAGCCGGGCUCCGCGUGGACCCUAGUAAUGUCUUGGCAGACUGCGAAAUUCCGGGAUUUGCCUUAUUUCAAAACCAAACUGUUCACAGAAGAUGCUCCAAUCAACGCAGGUAGUCCAAACUGGUUUAUUUACCGCGAGACACUUGCAAGAAUGAAAUCCAUCCGUAGUCAAUCCACGCACUGGCGAGCAACGUGCAAUAUCAACAACCUACAAGCAAUUGAUUUCGAAGAUUACCUUCGGGGAAAGCUCAAAGACUUGGAUAUCUUAACGUGGCAGGGUGGGCGAACUUGUUUUUCCAUAGACUAUGUGAACAUUCGCGGAAAAGCUGCGGGCACUGGCACUACCAUGGCAUUCUGGCAGGUUCCUAAUAAGUAUAUUCUCCACACAGACAGCACAAAUACCGGAUGUGAAUUUUAUUAUGAAGCGAAUCCAAUUGUGGACUUUUUCGGUUUCUACGGAGAUGGACUUAGCCCUAAAUUCCGCUGCAGUGCAGAGCCUGAGGCCACAACUCAAUGGUGGUUUGGUGGUUAUCUCUCAAAAGAGCGAUUUUUUCAAAACAGUUCUCAACCAGUAGGCGCAUAA